CAUAUACUCUCACAAACCAAACAUAGCUAAAACCACAAUCUUUUGAAGAAAGAAAAAAAAAACAAGUGUCGCCACCAUGACAGAUCCUUCACGCCACCAUUGUUAACUUCCUCACCACAGUGUCCCCACCAUCCUCCACCAGCAGUAACCCACUCUCUAGGUAGCAACCGUUUGAGAUUAUUGAUUAAAUACAAAGAGAAUCAAUUAGUAGGGUUUAACCAAGGUUUUAUUCAUCAAUAUAAAUCAUAGAAUGGGGGAGUUGUCAAAGAACCAGAUUUUCGCUGUUCACGGGAUUGCCGGUGCUGGGUCCAUAGCUUUAGCGACAGCUUUCACCUAUCCUCUUGAUACUAUCAAAGUCCUCAUUCAGGUUGGUUCUAGUGCUGGUAAAGAAUUGAAUGCUAACCAGGUUGUUACCAGGGUAAUCUCUGUGUCUGGUAAUGCAGGUAUGUUUGGUGGAUUUGGUUGGUUGGCAAUUGGGAGGGUUUUUGGUCUAGGAGCACGAUUUGGGGUUUAUGAAAUCUUGACAGCCGUUUGUAAAGAUGGCCGGGAAGAUAAUUAUGUCACUGCUUCUGAGGCUCUUUUGGCUGGCAUGGUUGCCGGUGCCACAGAGACAUUCAUAAGCUCUCCAUUUGAACUCAUCAAGCUUCGUGUCCAGGUUGCCUCCGCUUCAUAUGUUCCAAGCUCUAACUUUGCUUUGGAAGAGGGAGCUCGCAAACCGCUAAUUGCAAGAUUACUCAAUGGCUGCUAUCCAGACAAGAAGUCUUUGAAUCAAUAUGUUGGUCUCAUGUCAACCCUAACAACCAAGAACACCAACAUUACAGGUGCUUUACUUGAGCAUCCAUGGGCAAUGACAGGAUCUGGGAGGCCACCAUCAGUUUGCAAUGUGAAAAGGCCAUCAGAUAUUAUAUCUUUGGAAGGAUGGAACACAUUGUGGAGAGGUCUCCGUUCUGGAAUAGUUCGAGAUUCUGUCUUUGGUGGUGUAUUUUUUUCAAGUUGGCAAUUUUUGCACCAAGCAAUGCUUGAUUGGAAGGCUGUAGGAAUGAAUCCUCCACCCAGGUUAAAUGAAGAAGUUGGUCCGUUGUCUCCUUGGGCUGUUAGUCUUGCUGCUGGAUUUUCUGGUUCAGUUGCUGCCGCUGCUUCUCAUGGUUUUGAUACUGCUAGAAGUAGAUCACAAUGUACUGUGCUUCCAAAGUAUGUUUCAAUGGAGAGAAAGCUACUAAAAUGGAAACGACCAGGAAACAAAUUUGAAAGAUUUACUGGAAUCCAUCCUUCCGACAGAAGUGUCCUGUUCCGUGGUCUCGGGUUGCGGAUGGCCCGCUCUGGUAUCGCAUCGUUCAUGAUUGUAGGUAGUUAUUUAUUCACUGUCGAUCAUCUUGCUUCUAGUUUGACUUAGUUGCCACAAAUUGUAACCCAUUUUUUUGUUAGUAGUAAAGUGAAAAUAGAAAGGAGAUAAAACUUGAUCCUUACCAUAAUUUAAUUUCAUACUGCUGUAGAAUAGAUACUCAUGCAAUUGUUAUUAUAUGUAAUAAAGCUUGUUGUACUAAGUAGACUUGCAAUUGCAAUACAAAGACAUGUUAUUUGGUUGUAAAAUUCAUACUUUUAUACCAGUGUGAAACCACAAAAAAGUUUGUCCUCCUUUUGUUUUCUUUGUAUUUGUAUAUUAAGACCUUGUCCUUUAAUCACCUUUUUUCCUAUUGGAUUACCCCUUUAUGUGGGGUUGACUUAUUUUGAACUUUUCUGUUGACCUUGGUUGGUUGCACUUGCAUGGAUGGAUUGGUAUAAAUAAACUUCACUCAAAAGCUACCUAGGUAUUGGCCUCACAAUCAUUCUCUCAAGUUCCACUCGUUGCCAAAAAAAGAAUAAUAAUCAUACCUAAAAAACAAGCAAGCAAAAGGCCAAGAGGGUUAGGAUAGAUUGGUACAUGUCAAACAUCUUGCCUUCACUUCCUCUUUUAUGUCUUUACAUACACACAAUUUUUGUUGGAAACAACCAAAGCUUUGUAUAUAAGAUGAAAUAACUUAGGCCCAUUUGAAGGGUUUUCAUCAUGCACAAUCAUAAUGACUUCCAAUAUGAUU
Messenger RNA from Vicia villosa (hairy vetch), 2075 nucleotides. RefSeq lists its product as uncharacterized. The record is from RefSeq and is a predicted model, not a curated record. The transcript is spliced from 6 exons. Gene Ontology annotation, biological process: transport. The coding region runs from base 251 to 1393 and encodes 380 amino acids. Gene Ontology annotation, molecular function: transmembrane transporter activity. NCBI's taxonomy places the organism in Eukaryota, Viridiplantae, Streptophyta, Magnoliopsida, Fabales, Fabaceae.